Messenger RNA from Aspergillus costaricaensis CBS 115574, 442 nucleotides. RefSeq lists its product as uncharacterized. Lineage: Eukaryota; Fungi; Ascomycota; Eurotiomycetes; Eurotiales; Aspergillaceae. The record is from RefSeq and is a predicted model, not a curated record. The transcript has 5 exons. Bases 1 to 369 code for a protein of 122 amino acids.
AUGGGUGGUGGUCAGUUGAUCAUAAAGAUGAGACUGAGACCUCCACUUGAGCCUCUCAAGAAUGUUAAAGGUCAGUGCGAGAUAAAACAGGGCGCUAUCAGCUGCACGUUUGGGGACCCACCGCCAAUCACGGGGCGACUUGACAUCGUCCGUCCAGUUACCGCCGGCACAAUUGUCCUCCGUUACUGCAUCAGCCAAGUCCAAGGGUCGGCGAUCGGGAUACCCGCUUCGAGGGAUUCGGAAAGAUUGCUCCACUCUUCGCCAGAGCCGAAGAAUGGCAGUCCUUCGAAUGCCAAAAUUUUGAGAGAUCGCUUAUCAAUUCAUCAUGGCCUUGUCCAACUGAGUAAUCCAGAGUACCCCGCUAGAUAGAGUUUCCGGAGAAGGCUAACCAGUCAUUUGAGGUAUGGGUCCGUAUUUAUCAAUUGUAUCUGGGCGCUUUCAG